AUACUACUAUUCAUCAACAAUCGUGCCGAACGAUGCGUGCUGGGCCAGCCAGGGGAUGGACAGAUAAAUUCUUUUGCUUGUUGUGAUUUCCCGGUGUGUGGUGAGCUCAGCCUCCAAAUCUGAGUGUUCAGAGCUUAUGACAAUGGAUCCUGUACGAGAAAGAAACUGGCUGAUCCCAACAGCUCUGCUGUGCAGCUACGGCUUCUUGAAGGAGGUACGUCCCUCGGAACCCUUCCUGACCCCAUAUCUUCGUGGAGACAAGAACCUCACUGAGCAGCAAGUGGACAAUGAAGUUUACCCGGUCUGGACGUACACCUACAUGGUCGCCCUGGUCUUCGUGUUUGUCCUCACCGACUUACUCCGCUACAAACCCGUCAUCGUCUUUGAAGGCUUAGCCUACAUCGGAACCUGGUCACUUCUUCUCUGGGCGUAUGGAGUGACGAUGAUGAAACUUAUGCAGUUCAUGUACGCUUUCGCGACAUCAACGGAAGUGGCAUACCUCGCGUACAUCUUUGCAGCGGUAUCAUCAGAUCAUUACCAGCAGGUGUCCAGCUACACGCGGUCCGCUCUCCUCGCCGGAAGGUUUGUGGCGGCUGUCAUCGGACAACUGUUGAUUUCUUUUAAAGUUACUACAUACAGGGGCCUCAAUUACGUUAGUCUCGCUUUUGUCUCUUUGGGUUUUGUUAUAAGUCUGUUCUUACCAUCGGUUCAUAAGAGUACUUACUUUCACAGAGACAUGCCAAAAGUUGCAAACAGUCCCACAGAAGGUCACGUUCCCAGUGAAAACCCAACACAAAGUUCCAGUACACAUACAGAUGAAUCGUGUCAUGGAGUUGAUGUUCAGUCAAAAGCACAUUCACGAUCAGUGAAAGAGAGAACUGUUUCUUGCUAUUCAUCUACCAAGCGGUUUUGCCAGUACUUGUGGACAGACUUCAAGAACUGCUACAGCAAUAGACAGCUCUUGGAAUGGUCUCUUUGGUGGGCUUUUGCAACAUGUGGCAAUCUUCAAAUUGGCAACUACAUCCAGAAUCUUUGGGACAUCAUUUUUACAAAGUCUGGUAAUCACAGCUCUGAAAAUGUCUACAAUGGAGCAGUGGAAGCAUUGUCAACUCUCCUUGGUGCUCUGUCGGCAUUCCUGAUUAUGUUUCCUAAGGUGAACUGGGACCGUUACGGAGAGCUACUUCUCGGGGUGGUUUCCAUCGUGGAUGCCAUAUUACUCUUAAUAAUGGGGUUGACCACCAACAUCUGGCUCUGCUAUUCGUUCUAUAUCAUCUUCAGGUCGUCCUACCAGCUUGUCAUCACAAUAGCAACAUUCCAGAUUGCAAAGCAUCUGAGCUUAGAACGCUAUGCAUUGGUGUUUGGAUGGAAUACGUUUGUAGCUCUUGUUCUUGAGACCAUUCUGACUCUUAUUGUGGUGGACUAUAGGACUCUAAAUCUACCGGCUGAUACACAGUUCCUGGUAUACGGUGGCUACUUCUAUCUCCUCGGCACAGCCUUCUGCAUCAAGGCAGUCUACCAGGCGGGGCAGCGGGGAUGCAGGCAGACCCUCUCGUGUUGCCAUGGUGACAGUGGGGCGUGUCUGGAGCUCCAUCAGAGAGUACCCAUUCAGGAUGGAGAUGGAGACGCCGGAGGAAGGAGGAGAGAGGAAGAGGAGGAGCAGGAGGAAGGAGCCAAAGAGAUUGAUGAGGUGAAAGGAGGAGAUACAUUGCAGUUGGUCCAGUAAAGGAGGAGGAGGUAAAUUGUCUGUGCAUAUCUUGACCUGCAGAGCCAGUAUGAGCCAAGAAUGUAAGCAGCUUUUUCCCGCAUUUAUGUAUAUAUAUAUAUAUUUUUUUUUUUAAAUACAGUAAAUCAAUAUUCUUGAUAUAUUUUGCAGUAGUGUUGUAUUGUGUGUGAUCAGUGGAGUUCUGGGCCCCGUCUUACAAAGAGUUACGAUUGAUCCAAUCAAUCAUAACUCUAUGGAAAUCCAUCAGUGUCAUAAUUUUUUCUACAGGGAAUUCGCACAAUCUCCUUAAAACCCUGAAUCUUCAAGAGAACGAUGAAUGUAUGAAUGUGCAUCAUAUCUAGAAAGUAUUUUGAACAAAUUUGCAUUUUCAGACGUUGACGUUGCUGGCCGUCCAUAUUUGUGAUUGAUCGGAUCGAUCGUAACUCUUUGUAAGACGAGGCCCAGUUAUUCCCGUAAGCCUUGUACGUGUAAACGGACCACCCCUUUCCAGUGGGCAAUGGAUCAAGAGAAGGAAUAGAAAGUGAUGGUUCCUCAAAUUCCAACUCUUGCUCCCCAAUUGGUGCAAUUUAGGGUGCAAUUUCUAAUUUAUGAUGUUUCUUAAGUGAUUCAAUUUGUGCUAAAGCCAAGGUAAUAAUAUCCAUGUUCCUUGCAAUGGCAUAAAGAUGUUAUAAUCAUAAUGUAAUGCGCCAUACAAGAACUGUUUGUUAUUGUUUAUAUUAUUUGACCAAACAUAUUUGAUUCUGUGAAUUAGUGCAACUGGGGGCUUCUAUUUGAUGCUCUUUUCUAUGAUCAAGCCUUUGUCUAUGUUGCGAUCAAAUUUUCAAAGAAAUUGUAAUAGCAUUUGGUAUUAAUGUUCCAACCUAUAAAAUCUGUAUGAUCAAAGUUCCGAAUAGUGGUAUGAAUGCCAAAAUUCCAGUCCAUGUCAAGCCUUCCUGUAGGAGUGAAAGCAAAUUACGUUAAACUUCAAGUAAAAUUAUUUUACUUGGAACUUGCAAAUAUGUGUUUUGUUCAAAAGUCGUGCCAUUCCGAAAUUAAUUAACAUUUCGAAGUGCAUGCAGACCAAAAAUUGCCCCAAAAUAUGAAUUUGUGUACAAAUCCAAUGCAAAUAGUGUUUUAAGCCAAAAUUCAUGUAUGUAUCAUGAUUUUUCCUAACUGAUAUUGAUUAAAUCAAUGAAUUUCAUUUUUUUAUUGGUCAACAUAAAGUCCCCAACAAUAUCCAUUGAAAAAAGCAUUCAACAAAAUGGAGAAAAACAAGGAAAUGCAUAUUAGAAAACAAUAAAAUACAUUAAAAAAGGAAUGUGAUAUUGAAAUAUUUAAAAGUACAUUUGAUUUGAAUUAUGUAAAGAGUAUGUGAAAAAAAACCCAGCAUUUUAGGGGCAUUAUUUAGUUAAUUAGUGCAAACUCUUUUAUUUCAUGUUUAAAUUGGCAUGAUUAAUUUGCAAUGAGAUUUUUCGUUGAAUUUGAUCUUGUAGAUUAUGCCAUGGGUAACGUGAAUGCCAAUUUUUAUCGUGAUCGCGCGACCGACGGCCGAGAUCCCCCCCCCCAGUCUUCUUAGGCGUCAAAAUCGCCCAGUCUAUUUAGGGUGUAUAAGGAAACAAAACCCAAGGAGUUACAUAUAUAACACUGUGAAUCUCUUGCCAUUGAUGUGUAUUUAUUUCAAAAUAUUCUUGAUAUUUGCACUUUUUCUUCAAACAGUCAGAACUUAAUUUUGAAUAAUUGGUAGAAAAUAGUAUAUGGUGGCUACAUGUAUUUGAACUUUGUAGAAAAAACAAGAAAACAAGAAUGUUAAAAACAUACUAACAUAAAAUUUUGUUUCUUUGCAAAUAUCGAGGGAUUGCUGUUGUAGAGAGGAGCAGGGAAUUGAUCAUUCAUUAGGAAUAAUAUCAAGAGAAAUCAUAAAAGCAACAUCUAGUUACUGUACAUGUAAUGCUUUAAGAGCAAGUAUACAUAAACUACAACGAACAGGGGUUUGAACUGAUAGCUCAGCAGUUGUAUUCUAUAUGUAUAUUGUUUGUCAAUUAUUUGUGCCGUCGAAUUUGAACCAAAAUUUGUUGAUCUCAAAUACCACUUCGUGACCAAGUCGUUCUCUUUUUCAAGGCCUUGUUGGCAAAAUUUAGUUAUAUUUCUAUGAAGAUGCAUGCUCUCGGGUACAUGGUUGUCUAAUACAUGCAUAUAUGGGGAAAUGUCUCUACUACAAUAUGUAUCUUAGUACAAUGAAACCCCAUGAAUGAGCCGACAACUGAAACAUAUCAAUGUCAUCACUUUACAAAUUUUGUUUCAUGUUUUUCAAAUGAAUAGGGAUAUCUUUCCAUAAUGUUUCCAAUUUUUCAAGUUUGGGAUGAGAUGGUCUUUGAAAAUCACGAUCUAUCAUUAAUUUUCUUUGCUCUGGCCCUCUGAAAGAUCAAUAUUGAAAUUUUUUGAAAUACGAAAUUGCAUGGGCAAACAAAGUGGAUUAAUUCAGGAGCCACAGCACUCGAGACCAAAGUCAAAACUGAUAUAGACUCUAUUAUCAAAUUUUUGUUUUCCUAUAAAACGGGACCUCACGCACGCACUGUCUCCAUCAAAUAAAAUACUACCCCUAACCCAAUCCAAGGAAACAUGUCGUACAAAUCAUGUAGUUAAGUAGUGAAUGGAUAUCAGCAACUCAAUCAGAAAUAUGCUUACGAAUUUCGACAAAAUAAAAAAGUUUGACUUUGAUUUUCACACACAUCAUGGCCAUACAGAGCACAGCACUGAACAUUCGAAGCAGCUAAGCUAGGGCUAUGUAGCUAUCACGUCGCUGCGUAUUGCCAAGGAAACAACGGUCAAAUGGCUGGAAAAAAGUGCAAGCAAUUCGCGGUCUAUCGCCCCUCGCCCUUGCUAGCGCUAAAAUAGUUGCUCAAAAUUUUCAGAGUAAAGAAACUUUACCGAUUUGCAUUAUUUAUUCGUUAUUAGUAACCUUUCUUACUAUCAUUUACAAGUGAAAUCAAAUAGAUUAUACAGUUUAGCACGAGACAUUCACAUAUCAACAAGCAGCGGUCUGCAUACAGAGACUACGCUGCUACACUUAUUUGUACACAACGUAAUCGAAGCAAACUCACGUGGCUGUGACACUCACAUUUUUGUGAACAAGCUACAAAACAUGUACUUUUUAGAAUAAAGACAGGAAUAAUCAUACCUCUUAACAUCUAGUCUGAGCUGAUCUCUCUUCUCUAGAUGAUGUAGCAGAAUUAGGUCCCGAUGAAAAGAAAAUAGGGACAGCGUCUUCUUCCAGGAUAACCCGCGGUUUGGUGCCCAUCAAUUUCGCAUUAAGACCGACUUCGUAGUCAGACCCCAAGAAAUGGUUGCUGUAUAUCUGAUCAUUUUGAGUCCAUUGGUGUCCUUUUUGUAGGAAUUUUUCCACUCUCACCGCUGCUACCCAUUUCUUAAAUGCCUCUUGUCUUGUUUUAGGAUUCAGAAAUCGGCGGAAAGAUUUCCCUCCACUCUUUUUUCCUGUUAUAUCAUUGCAGCCGUAGGCCUGGCAAAACACCAUGUUGCUCGGUAAAUUGCACAGUGAAACAAUGGAAAUAGGUCGUCUGCUAUCUCGCGCGAGGGGUCUCUCCAGCUCGAAGUUGUCUGUGGCCUACGUCAUACCUUUGCUGGGGGUCUGCUAGAAAUGGUGACUUGCAUAAGCAGCAGAGGACAAUUGAAAAACCUACUUCGAGGGAUCGUAAUCUUUCAAUUACUCCAAUUUCGCUGAACCGAUUCGGAUGAAUUUGGUAUCAAAUUAAUCAGAAUAAAACUCUUCAGUUGAAAAUGAUAAAGAAAUGCCAGGGUUGGAUUCCCCUUUUACAAAUAAAAUCCAAUAAUUUAUUUUUACAACAUUGUUUACAAAUGAAAUGAAUUGCUGCAAAUUAUUGCAUUUCUCAAUUCGUGUCCGAGAUGAAAUCUUGGCAAUAUUAUCUUUUUUAUGAACAAGUUACAAAACAUGUACUUUUUAGAAUAAAGACGAGAGCAACAUACCUCUUUACAACUAGCUUGAGCUGAUCGCUCUUCUCUUGAUGAUGCAGAAGGAGUAGGUCCCGAUGAAAAGGAAAAUACAGAUGGAACAGCGUCUUCUUUCAGGAGAACCCGCGGUUUGGUGCCCAUCAAUUUUGCACGAAGAUUGACUUCGUAGUCGGACUCCACAAAAUGGUCGCUACAUAUAGUAUCUGGUCAUUUGGAGUCCAUUUGUAGCUUUUUUGCAGGAAUUUCUCCACUUUCACCGCUGCUGCCCAUUUCUUAAAUGCCUCUUAUCUUGUUUUAGGAUUCAGAAAUCGGCGGAAAGAUUUCCCUCCACUCUUUUUUCCUGUUAUAUUAUUGCCACCGUAGGCCUGACAAAACACCAUGUUGCUAGGCAAAUUGCACAGUGAUCCAAUGGAAAUAGGUUGUCUGCUAUCGCGUGCGAUGGAUCUGUCCAGCUCAAAGUUGUCCAUGGCCUACGUCAUACCUUUGUUGGGGGUCUGCUAGAAAUGGCGACUUGCAUUAGCAGCAGGCGACAAUUGAAAGACCUACUUCGAGGGAUCGUAAUAUUUCAAUAACUCCAGUUUCGCUUAACCGAGUCGGAUGAGUUUGGUAUCAAAUUAAUCAGAAUCAAAUCUUCAGGUGAAAAUGAUAAAGAAAUGAUUGGAUUCCCCUUUAACAAAUAAAAUCUAAUCAGAUAUAUUCACAUUAUUUACAAAUUUAAUGAAUUGCUGCAAAUUAUCAAUACGUGUCCGAGAUGAUAUCUUGGCAAUGUUAUCUUUUGUUUGAAGAUAUGAAAUCAAAUGGGAGUUCAACUGGUCACAAAUUUGAAGGCAAAGAUGUAAAGUGUGUGGCACUACUUUGUGGACGGGAACACUGAGAAACAGAGGCGUGUUGAUGCAGCCAAAUUUGGAAGAAUCUGUUAAUUUUUUUAUUUAAACAAAUUACUUUGGAUUCAGUUGUUUGUGCACCAUUGUUUUCUUGUAUACAAGACCAUGUUUUAGACUUAUCGAACCUGUCAGAACUGCUGCAAUGACACCACAGGCAACAGUAUUUGGCUGAAAAUAAGGCUAUACCCAUAAUUUGAUUAAGGGAUUUGAGAUCUCCACCAAGACAUUUAUCAACUGAUAUUUCAUUACCUUCAAGUUCGAUGGAUUCUCUAUUUUCAAAUUCCUUUGUGUCAUGGAUAUAUCUUACUAGAGAAGAAAGGUUUUCAGGACAUUUUACAAUAGCCAGUAAAUAAUUACCAUGUUCAGACAUGCUUUGGACUUCAUCAGGUCAAAAGAGUGCCACAUUGACAAGACUUUGCUGACAAGUUAUUCACGUUCCAUCACCAGAAAAUUUUACACAAAUUUCCCAAUUCUCAACAAGGUCAGGCUCUUGUUUCACUUUACAAACUGUCAUGUCAGUUUCACUUGUAUAUAUACCCCAAGAUAUUCUCCUAAUUCCUGAAUAUCUAUUGCAGAGUUCAGAUCUUUUUGUCUUUUACUUACUUGACAAGCUCUUGGUAAGUGAUGGUUUUUCUCGGCAAGAACAUGGUAACCUCUAAUAGAUAUUUUAUGAUUAUCAUAUAGUGACUUUGGAUUCACUUGAGAGGGACUCGGUGAUCUCCUGAAGUGGCUGAAGCAGUUAGGCUAAUUGUUCUGCAAUGGAGACUUCCCGAUUUGACAGAUCAAGCUCAUUCUUCUUUGUUUCGAUUAGUAGAUUAGAUAUUGGUUACUGUUGCUCCAAAACUGGCUUUAGCAUGUCACGAGUUGAUCCCCAUCUGGUUUCUACGUCCUGUAUCAGCUUGUGCUCGGGAACAUUCAGGUUUUUUUUAUGUGACGCUAAACAAUAUUUAGAUUUCGCCGAGCGAUGAACAAAUUCUACAAGUUUUGAGCAUCUGGCAAGUGUUGUUUGUAUUCCACAGCAUUUUAACCCAGCCUUCACUACUAGGUUAAGGGUGUGCCCAAAACAUGGGAUAUUAGGGAGGGACAACCCUUCACAUACAGCCUUGGUGAUUUUGGAGGCUUUGUCCGUCACAACAGCACUGACUUUGUUUUCAAGAGCCCACUCUGCAAGAAUAGCUCUCAAAACUUCAGAAAUAUGUUCAUUGUCAUGUGGUGGGGGGAGUUCUUUGUUUUCAAGGGUAAAACUUCCCAUCUUCCACUCAUCAUCAGUGAAGUGAACCGUGACGCCGAUGUAUUGAUCAGAAGCACGGCUCGUCCACAAAUCCGUUGUUAUGGCAACUGAAGUUGCUCGUUCGAGGCAGGGUAGGACAGUUUGCUCUCUGACGAUGUCAUACAUUCUGGGAAUGAUGGUUGUUGAGAAAGGUUUCCUUGAUGGUAAACUGUAGCGUGGAUCAAAAAUUUUAAUCAUAUCCCGAAAGCCUUUCUCUUCCACAAUAUAAAUUGGUCUCAUUCCCGAUACAAUGAAUUUAUCAACGACCGUCGUCAAUUCUUUCUGUCUUACGGAACCGCUUGUAUGAGGGGUCACUGAUUGGAAAUGUGUCU
Messenger RNA from Lytechinus pictus (painted urchin), 8175 nucleotides. RefSeq names its product thiamine transporter 2-like. Gene Ontology annotation, biological process: vitamin transport; transmembrane transport. Gene Ontology annotation, cellular component: plasma membrane. NCBI's taxonomy places the organism in Eukaryota, Metazoa, Echinodermata, Echinoidea, Temnopleuroida, Toxopneustidae. The coding region runs from base 137 to 1723 and encodes 528 amino acids. Gene Ontology annotation, molecular function: vitamin transmembrane transporter activity. The transcript is spliced from 6 exons. The record is from RefSeq and is a predicted model, not a curated record.